Sphaerulina musiva SO2202 is the source of this 372-nucleotide messenger RNA. RefSeq lists its product as uncharacterized. NCBI's taxonomy places the organism in Eukaryota, Fungi, Ascomycota, Dothideomycetes, Mycosphaerellales, Mycosphaerellaceae. The transcript has a single exon. The record is from RefSeq and is a predicted model, not a curated record. Bases 1 to 372 code for a protein of 123 amino acids.
AUGUCUCGGGCGCGGCUCAGCAUGCUCCAGCUCCAGCUCCAGUCCAGCUCCUUCGUCCGUUCGAAUCUAUCAACUUCUCCAGGCGCUUGCACGGGCUUUGGAACGGUUUCCCUGCCACAGGAACUGGAGCCCACACGAUAUGUACCAGGCUGGAGGACCGUGACGUCUCCACGUAGCGACAAUGUGGUCACACUCACGACAUCACAGGAAAUCCUGCCUCCGUCCUUCGAACAAGACUGCAGAUCACAGCAUGUGGCGUCGAUCGAAUCAGGAAACCUGGCAGACCUGGCAGCCAUUGUGAACUGCCCGUCUGUGACCACAGGAGAGGCGCGAGCUCUCAUCCCUGCGACCAAUGUCGGCAAGCUCUUGUGA